This is a messenger RNA of Episyrphus balteatus (marmalade hoverfly), 5339 nucleotides long. RefSeq lists its product as uncharacterized. The transcript is spliced from 15 exons. Lineage: Eukaryota; Metazoa; Arthropoda; Insecta; Diptera; Syrphidae. The record is from RefSeq and is a predicted model, not a curated record. The coding region runs from base 1128 to 5138 and encodes 1336 amino acids.
AGAAUCUCUAUGAAAAUAAUAAACCUAACCUUUAAUCUAUAACACACACAAACAAACAAAUUGUUUAGAAAAGAUAGUAAACAUUUUUUUUGUUUAUAAAUAUUUGUUUAAAACAAAUAUUGAGUGGUUUUUGCUAAUUCCAAUAAGAGUUUUUCUGUGUGAAAUCUCAAAGAGAAAAAAAAACAUAGCCCCAAGUGUCAACCAGAGCGAGAGAUAAAUUUUUUUCUUGUGUGUUGGAAAAGUCAAUUUUUUCGAUUUUCCUUGUUUUUUUUUUCCUUCUUUCAUUUAUUUAUUUACACGCAACGCGAUGGAGUAGAAAUUUACAAAAUAGGAGAACACCAAUAAAAUAGACGAGACGAACCCCCGCCAGGAUCGAAACGAACUUAUCCGCGUUUGACCUUUACCUUGUUCGUUUUUUUUUGUUUCUACUCUCUUUGAUUUAAUUAAAAUCAUUUCCGAUAAGAAAUAAAAAAGUCACAAAAUUUAUUUUUUGAGAGAAAAAAAAUUCCCGAAUAGAAUUUUCUUCUUUUUGCUGCUUGCUCGUCCUUCAAUCUUCUCUGUGUGUUGCUCCGCUCUCUUCGUUGUGCGAAAAACGAAAAUUCGGGUGGAGUUUUCUUGAGUACGUUUUUCUUUUUCGGCUCUGCGUUUUUAUUUUUUGUGUUGUUUGGCUCGUUCGUUUUUGUGUGGUUUUUUCUUAAUAAAAUUGUUAUGUGAUUUUUGCAACAAAAAAGAGAAAAAAUAUUUGACAGAAAUGAUGUUUUGUGUGAUGUUUAUUGGAAAGCCGCAUCUUUGAGUUGAUUAUCAUUUUUUUUUCUCUUCUCCGUUGAGUAGUUUUUUUUUUUUUUUAAUUUCCAAUAACAACAAUCAGUGCUGUCAAUUGUCAAAAAAAUUUGUUGUACUCCUCUCUCUCUCCACCACACAUUCGAGUUGAAUAAUUUUAUGCCAAAUAAAAAAUUGUUUGUGAAUUUUUGUGCAAAAUAUCGAUUUAUCGUUUGCUGAUUUCUAUACUGUCAGCUGAGAAAGAGCAAAAAAAAAAAAAAAAGAAAUCGUAGAAAGAUUUGAAGGAAAUUUUGCUAUUAUUUUGGGACAUAAAAUUCAGAGGAAUUGCACACAGCAAAAAUGGGAUAAUGGCGGCUAAAUUGGAUACAAUGGGAGUAGAUUUUGAGACAAACAAUAGACGAACAACAAAUGCUCCAUCAAUUUGGGAUCGACUGCCAUACAACAUAGGAAUGGAGUUGCAUCACUGUGCAUCAACUACUGCAUCAGCAGCAAAAAACGAUAGCAACGAUGACGACGAUGAUUACAACGCUCACAAUAGCUCGUUUAACUGCUAUCAACAACAACUAGCGCACGAUACUCGACAAUUAUCAUUGCUCCCGCCGCCGCCACCAACACCGCUCUCAUCGUCGUCGUCGCUGACAACAACUCCGCCUCCUCCGCAUCAAAUCGUCGUCAAUGAUGAUGACGAAAAGGAUUCUCCAUUCACAUUAUUUAAUAGUACCAGCAGAGGACGAGGAGGCAAUAGCCAAGGGCCAACACGUAUUCCUCUGCCAUUAAACUAUACCCACCAUCAAUACCAGCAACAACAACAACAACAACAACAGCAUAAACAUUACCUCCUUCCUCUACUCCUCAAUUCUAAUAAUGACAAAAAAAUCGAUAGAAAUUUUAAAAAUUCAAAAUCGAUUACAUCGAUAACAACACUGCUCGAUAAGGACGAGCUCCUGCUAUACAAGGAAACAGCACCAGAGGACCAGCAGCAGCAUCAUACCGAAACAGAUUCGUUAGUGACAUCAUCGCCCAGCGAUGAGCAGCAUGACUUGAAGUUACUGAUGCUGACAUCAGCACGAUUGAACCAUGACCAUGGCUAUGAUGAUGAUGGUGAUGAGCACGAGGACGAGGACGAAACCAAGGACAAUAGACGAACAUGUACUAAAAAUUUUCCUGUAGAUAAUAGAAUAUCUAAUAAAAAGAAUUUAGUUAUAAAAUUUAAUGAAAGCCAAUCGGCGACAACCGCGACGGCGACGGUGCGGAGAAAAACCUCCCCACCAUCAACAUCAUCAAGUCGGUCUUCGUCGUCGUCGUGGUUGACUUUGGAGAAAGAAGAUAGCGCUGACGCGGACAUUGCUGCUGCUGCUGAAUCAGCCGCCAAUGGCGCUUCUGAUCAUCAUCGUGAUUGCGAUGAUUAUAGUGAUAUGACUGCAACAACAACAACAACGAGAAUUCUGGGGACGACCCUAAUAGCAACGUCGUCGUCGACAGCGAAAACAUCAACUACGAUGGUGGGAUCAACGUCACGAAGAUUGAAUUGCUGCCCGACAGCAGCAUUGUCUUCGUCGUCGUCGUCGGUGACUUCGACUUCGACAUUGGGAUCUAAAUUCCCAACAAAAACAACAACAACAACAACAUCAUCAACAUCAACAUUUUCAUCCGCCGCAUUAGCAGCCACAGCAGUGAUUGUGACUGCGCUGCCCGAUGUCUUGAGGAAGUUCCACAUUUCUAUGCGAAAGGAUAAGAAAACGAUGACAGCAGUGACAGCUUUGUAUUUAAUUUUGUAUAUAUUCACAUCAGCGAAGUGCAUGGCAGCUAGGCAAGAUGCAUCAAAUUGUACAUUUCCACAAAGAUGGGAAGGUUCAUGGUUUCUAUCUGGCUAUCAACAAUCAAUACAUAUUAAGGGUUCACAAUUCAGUUAUCGGGGUAAAUGUGCUGCUUCGGAUGGUAACAAAUAUUUAAUAGUUGACGAGAAAGGAUGUCAUCGGUGCCUGGUUAUCUAUGAGAAACAUAAAAAUGUUCUACAAUAUAAAGAAAGUGAGUGCGAAGGUGACAGUAUGUAUAUGCAUCAGUCGAAUCCAUCUGCAAUGGCAAUGCGUAGCAUAUUGAAAAGUGAUCAUAGGGGGGGAGCUCAUCCCAAUUUGAACGGGCAUUCAAGACUAUCCUCAUCGGAUCAGUAUAUUAUGAGAUCCAAUGAUGAUAUGAAUGAUUGUCCCCCAGAUUUUUGUAAGGGCCGUGAAACGUUACAAAACCUCUGCGAUCAAAUACCUGGUGAUGCGUUACUUUACAGUUUAUUUAGAGAAAAUGCUGAACCUGUCAAGUGUCCUUUAAAAGGACCAUUUGUCUUUACCUAUAAUCGUGGUCAUGGCGAGUGUAAAAGUCCUGUUUCAAACAUCGAAAGUUGUACCGAAGAUAGUCGAUUAUUGUUGAGUUUUCAAGCUUGUCCCGAUGUUCAAGGCACUGAAAGUACAGUGGAAGAGCUGACGUGCCUGGCCACAUGGAAGGAUGGUAAUUCAAGAUAUUUGGUCGGUCUGGUGUCACAUCAUCAUGCGAUAUCCAACGAAGAACGCUACAGAUGUUUUGUUUAUGAAAAAAUUUCAUCACUAAUGGGUGGUCCUGGGAUGUUGAGCUCAAAGGAUGCCGAAUAUAAAUUGGCGCAAUCAGGAGACGCAACGUGUAAUGGACUUGAUAGUGCUGAGGUUGGGUCAAGAAUAAUGUCAUUACGGAAGCCUCCACCAGCGGAAAGAUGUGAUUUCCCAGUUUGGUUUAAAGGACCUAGACAUUGGCAUGCGCUGAUGGGAAAUUCAGUAUACAACUAUCAUCCAAAUGACGGGUCAAUGCACAUCAUCAAACCAAAUGGAUAUAUGGAGACAAGAGCGCUUUGCGAACAAAUCAAUAAGCAAACUGCUACCGAGAUGAUGGCCGUUGUGCACUAUACAACCGGAUGUCAAUCAGGAUUCAUGUGUAUGAUAUUCUAUCGUCGUGACACUCAUGUGAUUGAAAUACAAACUGGAAAGCAAGCGUCUAGACUUGAAGAUGCCUGUGCUCCUGAUCAUUUUGAUAUAAAUAAGAUGCCAUACAUAACUUUACUGGCAAGCAACCCAGAUCCUCAAAUCUGUCCAUUAGAAGGAUUAUAUCAUUUGCGUGGAGCUAUUGGACCGCCAUACAUCUCGUCCAGGCACAAGCGUAACCAUAACAACAAUAAAGGACACACCCAGCAUGGACAUCAUCAUCAUGAUGUCGUACAUAAGAGGCACACUACAUUAAGCCUUCACAAUACCCAGGAACUGGGACACACCUCAUGGCAUUCAAAUACACGAACAGGACUUCCAAUUAGAAACCGACGUGACGCAAAUUUACCAGCACUACCAUCAGCAGCAGUUGCUGAAGUAUCGGCUGAAGCGCCACCACUAUCAGCAGCAGCAGCAGCAAAAUCAGCACCAUUGGCUUUGGCAAUCCCAACAACAUCAUCAUCAUCAUCAUCAUCAUCGGCAUCGUCGUCGUUAUUGUUAAAAUCAGGAUCACCAUUGUCAGUGGGUGAUGCAAUCGAAACGAAUGAUUUGAAUCAGAAUCAGAAAACUCACGAUGAUGAUGACGAUGUUGAUGAUGAUACCACCAGUAGUUUAUUGUUGAAAUUACCUCCGAGACAAUUAAACCACGACAAUGUUCAAUCGAGAAGAAUUACAAUUGCAACUGAUGGCGGCAGCAGCAGCAGCAGGACCAACGAAUUGGAGGAGCAACCCCACCGGCAGCAAAAGCUGAAACAGUCGCAACAGCAGCAACACCAACGCCACCAGGAUCCAAUUGUAAAAGGCAUUAUUAGCAGCAAUAGUAGCAGCAGUAGUAACAGCGGAAAUACGAGUAGGGAAAGUUUUAUGCAAAGGAAUACAACAACGACCAGCAGCAAAUUGUUGGCGCAACGUAGCAGGCGGGAUGCACCCGGAUGCAUUGUCAAUUACAAAGCCCAACGACAAUUGUGGAUCGGAUGUACGGGGCCGAAUUUAAUCGAUGUCCGGCCGCAAUGUAACGAAGAUGGAGACGAGGAAUAUUCAUGCCAUGGUUCGUGGUCGGAAAAUGGAACGGUGUAUGUAAUAGCCCGACAUAAGGGUACAAAACAUGGAGUUUGCAUUAGCUAUCGACCAUUGGAAGGUACAGCAGCCAAGUUGGUAAUUGGUGAUGCAUGUUAUAGGGGCGUUUUGAAGCCGCCGGAACAUCAUUUGGUCGCCAACCUGACCGUACUUGGUAAAUGUGGUGAUACAAGCUCAGCUCAGUACAUAGUACAUGCACCUUCCACCUCAAUUUUAGCGCUUUUUCUUAGCCUGGCAAGCGUUUUCCUACCUAUACAAAUAAUGUUCACUAAUAGAUGACUUCAACGACAUCCUAAUCAACAUUCAAUUAGGUUAUAAAAAAUAAUAAUUUAAUUUCCUCUUUCCCCUAAAAUAUAUAUUUUUUAUUUUCUUUAUUUUUUUAUUUAAAUGAGAUAAGAGAACACAGUUAUAUAUUAUAUAUAAAAAAAAAGGAUAUAAUUAUUGUAUAUGUAAAACUCAAAAUAUAAAGUUGUGUAUUUA